UGCUGUUUUUGCUUUCUCCAACCAGCGGACAGACAAAUCAGGCAAACUUCGUGCGGACUUCUAACACCAAAUGCAAACACGAUGGACGACGAUCACACUCCCCUUCCACUUCACAACAACCACAACCAUACCAAUGACACAGCCAUUCACCACAAUGGCGGCGAUGCGGAUGUUGCUUGUCUUGUCAACGAGACAGCCAAUGCGAAUGAUCCCGUUGUGACCCUGCCACAGGACAACGAACCUACGACUGCAGUCCACACGUCCAGGGAACAUGCUUCUGCUUUGCGCAAUGAUGCAUCCACGGAACAACAGGCAGCCGAUACAGCUUUGACUACCGCUAUUGCGAGCCCCAACGGUGAUGAUACGAACGAGAAAUCCAGUAGAUUGCCUACGACGGAAGAGGACAAACAGCAGCCCUCGUUUAUUGCUGCCGAAGCAAAGCAAGGCCACCAAGUGGACGGCAAUGACAAGGUUGAGGAACCGCACGCAAGGAACCGACAACAUCAGAUGAACCUCCAAGAGGGAGCUGCUAGUUUCGAAAUCACCGAUGCUGUGUCCAAGAAAGACACUGAUCCUCAGCAUGAGCCUUUGGAAGAUUUCAUUGCAAAUGACAUGCAGAUUGCAACGGCUGCUCAGACUACUAAAGCCCCUGCUGACAAGCGACAAUCCACAACAGAAGCAAUGGAAACAACAGAGAUAGCAACUGCAGCAGAUACAGCAUCGACAGAAGUAGUCACUGAAACCGUAACAGCUGAAGCAGAAGGAGAGGCUACAACUGCAGCUCCAGAGGCAACAAUUACCGAGCGUCCACCCACUGGCGCUUCAGAUACGGCACCAUUGCCACAACCAGUGACUCACGACACUAACAAUAACACAACGCAACCGUCACCAAGCACCAUGGUCCGAGGAGGACCGCUGCCUCUCAUUUCUGAACAAUCGCACAUUCCAUUCUUGACAGAAAACAACCAUCAGAGACUCCGAAGGGGGUGGAUUCACCAUCUGCUACAUGAACUACCAGAUGACUUGCAAGACUUGGAAUCAGAACAAUGGAAGGAUGGAAAGUACUUGCUCAAAACAUUCAUGGUGUACAAUCGGAAAUCAGAACGAUUGACCAAAGCCAAAAUACAAAUACCACAUUGUCUUCUCUUCAGCGCCAAAACGAUACAGGAUAGACUCACCGUGGUCAACUUUUGGUUGUCAAAUACCAAAGAAAAGCAAACACACAUGGUGCGCAACCGUGAAGAAGGAUUGCUCAAAUACUAUAUGCAACUCAAGGAUACACGUGAAAACACAUUUCGACAAGCGUACAUUUCGGGAAAUCCGAUUCAGCAAAAGAAAAAGGCGCAACUACAACAAAUGCUCACGACAGGCCGUUCAUCGCAACCGCCCAUUGCUGUGCGGCCCGUGGAUGAGCAACGCGAGGUCCACGUUGACGAGCACUCCACUUGUCUCGAUUACAUUCUACGACCCGGUAUCAUCUGCGUACCCUGCGAUCAAUUCCGACAACGAUUCUUGCCACCCCAUCAUCGCGACAUUGUCGACUUGUGGCCGCUCUACAAGGAGCGACGCAAGGAAGUUGUAGCCAAUGAGACAAUCAACACCGAGGAACAGUACACGUGUCAACAGCUCUUUGAUACGACCAAAGAAGUGGGACGGGGAGCUGGACACAAGAAACGACGAGUCCUUGAUUUCAUCCAGGGGCAUAGGACUGUACAAAAGGCUCCCUCCUUGCUGGAAUACGAACGCAAACGCAUGGCACGACCCUGCUUUGGAUUGUCGGGAGAUGCAUUUCGGUGUCUGAUUCUACAAGCAUCCGAGCAAGCCAAUCGAUUGGCCGUGGAGCAGGAUGAAAUCAUCCCUGAUACUUUUCCUCUUCCAACUUGCUACCACAAUCGAACCGGGUUUGAAAAUGUCCUUGUCCGCAAAGAAGAAAGACUAGUCAGAACGUACAGUCGCAAGCGAAAUCGCAACAAGGAUGACGCAAACAACAUAGACGGGGCUGCUAACAUGGAUGGUGAGAAUGCUCCCGAGGACGAUGACAACAACAACAACAACAACAUGGACUCCGCGCCAAAAAAGGGCAAGUACCAUUAUGUCAUUCGCUCCAAAGACUGCAAGUUCGAAGUGGAUACGCAAAAGGGACACAAACUCUGUAAGGCUUGCACCGAGGCUGCCGUCAUGGUGCGAUCCGUAGCGCGAGAUGCUGGGAAAGAGUUGAACUUGACUAAGGGGGCAGCACUGACCAAGUUGGACGUCGCAAAAUUGGUGACGAGUCCCGAUCUUAUCGAGUCGACCAUUCGCAUGCUACGGCAACAGCGCGCUAAGGACCUCAAAAUGUGUCGCAAGGAACUGCAGCGGCUCCGAGACCGCACCGGAAUUACCAAACAGGUUCGUCGAAAACCAGGCACUUCGGGAGCAAUGGUACAUGUAGCACCGCCCGAUCCGCAACAACAUCAACGCACGGCGGUCGAGCAGAUUGUGCCGCAUGAUCACCUCAUGCACCACCACCAUCAUCAUCCGCAGCCACCACCACAACAGAUGCCACCACUUCCACCGGUCGUGCCUACCAUGGCCGGCUAUCGUCGAUUCGGAGGGUAUCAUCGUGAACAUGACGAGCCCCUGUAUGACUCGGAUGACCAGGAACCCCAACAGCUUCAUCAUCAACCACAGCCUCUCCAUCACCAUCAACAACAUCUGCAACAGCCGCAGCAGCAUCAACAACAGCAACAACAACAGCAGCAGCAGCAUCAAGAUUACAACCGAAGACAGACGAGCAAUCUACGAAACACUGGUCAUGCUCGUGUAUUGCCUCGCGGUGGUUCAUCGCCCAACAAACGAGCCCGGCAUCAGUAUUGAGUGGCUGACAAUCUACGGGCAGGUCAAUUUUGUCUUUUGCCACGGAUUGCUUUCAUUCAUCUAACCACAUACAGUACUGUGUAGGAGCUACUAGAAUGCAGGGACGUUCAAGUCCGUUUUGAUGAUUACACGUUUCUGUCCUUGGCUACUAGCUAGACUAGUUAGAUCAACUGAAUGAAGUACGAUCGUUUACCACUCGUGCUGCAAUUUGAGUUUGCUCGCGCUAGAGUCAAAAGAGUGAUCAUGCUGCAGGGGCCCGAUACCUAGCGCCCGUCUGUUUGCCAAGCCUCUGGAAGGGACAAAAAUAGCGAAAGCCACUCUAGCUAGCUAGUAGCUAAAAGCGUUUGGCGGAAAUAUACCGUGACCAGGGCUAGAGUGCGCACAGUUGUCC
Molecule: messenger RNA, 3247 nt
Organism: Seminavis robusta
Lineage: Eukaryota; Bacillariophyta; Bacillariophyceae; Naviculales; Naviculaceae
Source: the annotation of a GenBank genome assembly